Molecule: messenger RNA, 439 nt
Organism: Delphinapterus leucas (beluga whale)
Lineage: Eukaryota; Metazoa; Chordata; Mammalia; Artiodactyla; Monodontidae
Source: RefSeq, a predicted model, not a curated record
AUGGCUGCUCUCUCUGUCCUCUCUGCCUGUCAGCAAAGUUAUUUCGCUUUGCAGGCAGGAAAGGUGAGAUCAAAAUACAAAGUCACACCCCCAGCAGUCUCUGGGUCACCAGAGUUUGAGAGACUAUUUCAUGCACAACAAAACUGUGUGGAGUUUUACCCAAUAUUUAUGAUUACGUUGUGGAUGGCUGGAUGGUAUUUCAACUAAGUUUUUGAUACUUGUCUAAGUCUGGUGUACAUAUAUGUCCAUCACCAGUAUUUCUGGGGAUACUCAGAAGCUGCUAAAGAAAGGAUCACUGGUUUCCGGUUGAGUCUGGGGGUUUUGGCCUUGUUGACUGUCCUAAGCACCGUGGGGAUUGCAAACAGUUUUCUGGAUGAAUACCUGGACUUCAAUGUUGCCGAGACGCUGAGGCACUUCUAACGUUCCCCCCUCCCUUUGC